Molecule: messenger RNA, 956 nt
Organism: Lathyrus oleraceus (garden pea)
Lineage: Eukaryota; Viridiplantae; Streptophyta; Magnoliopsida; Fabales; Fabaceae
Exons: 1
Coding region: 137-694 (185 amino acids)
Source: RefSeq, a predicted model, not a curated record
UCGGCUACUCAUCUAAAAAAAACCACUAUAAUACCACACAUCUUCAUUUCCAAAUUCAAACACACUUCACACUUUCUAUCUCAAUCUCAAAUCUUCUUCAUCCAUCAAAGCUUCAGUUUUUUCGUUCCAAACCCAAAUGGGUCUCUCAAUCAACAAUCAUCCAGCCACAAUAACACCACGACACUACAACAUCCACAAGCUUUUCCUUUUCUGCAACUACGUCCUAUUGGGUGCUGCUUCAAGCUGCAUCUUCCUCACACUCUCACUCCGCUUAAUCCCUUCCGUCUGUGGCUUCUUCUUGAUUGUUCUACAUAUCUUCACCAUUGCUGGUGCUGUUUCAGGCUGUGCGGCUGUUGGUGCUAACCGUUGGUAUUCUGCUCAUAUGGUGGCGACUGUUUUGACUGCUAUUUUUCAGGGUUCGGUUUCGGUUCUUGUUUUUACGAGGACGGGUGAUUUUCUUGGUCAGUUGAAGUCUUAUGUUAGAGAAGAAGAUGGUUCUGUGAUUUUGAAGCUGGCUGGUGGACUUGCUAUUUUGAUCUUUUUCUUGGAGUGGGUUGUUUUGACUCUGGCGUUUUUCUUGAAGUAUUAUGCUUCUGUGGAAGGGGGUAAUAAUUCUAGGGCUAUUGUUUUAGGAAGUGCCAAGGUUCAACAAGAUGAGGAUUUGAAGGAUUGGCCAUGGCCUUUCCAGGUUUGAGUUUCAAGAGUGAUUUGAAAGAAUGGUUGAGUUGUUUUUGGGGGGGACAAAAGAAGAAACUACACUUGUGUGUGUUACAGAAAUUCUCUGUUUAGUAGUAUAUUUUUUGAUUCAUUUGGGGAUUACUUUCUUUUUUCUUUUGUGAUAGAUGUUGCAUUUCAAAAUGGGUGUCCGUUUUGUAUUGUAAUUACUAUUUCUAUAUCACCUAUAAUGUACUUGGUUUGUUGCUAUUGGUAAUGAGAAUUCAGUGCUAAUUUGCCAA